Messenger RNA from Oreochromis niloticus (Nile tilapia), 4440 nucleotides. RefSeq names its product extracellular calcium-sensing receptor-like. Gene Ontology annotation, biological process: G protein-coupled receptor signaling pathway. Gene Ontology annotation, molecular function: G protein-coupled receptor activity. The transcript is spliced from 10 exons. The annotation marks the transcript as partial. NCBI's taxonomy places the organism in Eukaryota, Metazoa, Chordata, Actinopteri, Cichliformes, Cichlidae. The record is from RefSeq and is a predicted model, not a curated record. Gene Ontology annotation, cellular component: plasma membrane.
AUACGUUAUGGAGUUUUUCUUAUCUACAGCUUUUAUCAAAGAGCCUUUCGCUGGAUGAUGACUAUGGUGUUUGCAGUGGAGGAAAUUAACCAUAAUUCAAGUCUGUUACCAGGUGUUAAACUAGGCUACCAUAUCAUGGACUGCUGUGACCAUAUCCCCACCGGCCUGCAGGCUCUUUUUUCGUUACUCAGACACUCUAAAACUGUCGACAGUAAGGUUGAAAAAACAGCAGAUACUGAAUACAAUGGUAUCAACAGGGAAGGGUUAAAGACUAUAAGACUAACUACAAAAGAAAUAAUGACCUCAUUGAAAAAUAGAAAUGAAAUCUCAAAUAGUCUUAAAAACACUGGAUAUUACCUAAAUGAAAAUACAACAGAAGAAAGAAAGACGAAAGAGUCUUCCACAUGUCUGUAUUAUUCUCCGGUGCCUGCUGUGAUUGGUCUUGCAUCCUCUUCCCCUACAAGAGCUGUCGCUCACACACUUGGCCCUUUCAACAUACCACUGGUGAGUUAUUUUGCCACCUGUACCUGUCUUACUGACAAGCAUUUGUACCCAUCAUUCUUAAGAACUGUGCCAAGUGAUCUCUUUCAAGUUAGAGGUCUCGUAAAACUUGUCACAUACUUCGGCUGGUUCUGGGUGGGCACAAUAGGAACUAAGGAUGACUACAGCCUUUAUGGCAUUCAGGCAUUUUCUAAUCAGUUUGGAAGGCAAGGUGGAUGUGUGGCAUUUCAUCUCUCUAUCCCAGCAUCACCCACAAUGGCUGAAAUACAAGAAAUGGCAGAUAAGCUGGAGAGUUCAACUGCUCGGGUUGUGGUGGUGUUUGCUACAGAAGGGCAGCUCCUAAAUCUGUUCUUAGAACUAGCUCAAAGGAAUGUGAUUGGGAUACAGUGGAUAGCCAGUGAAGCCUGGGUGACCUCUAGCCGACUGGCCUCACCCCAGUUUCACCACAUUCUACAGGGAACACUGGGCUUCACUUUCCCUGGAGUCAGCAUCCCAGGCUUGAAAGAGUUUCUUUUGAAUGUCCGACCCUCUCCCAAACCAGGAAUGGAAUUUUUCAAUAUGUUCUGGGAAGAACAUUUUGGUUGUAAGCUAGAGUUUGAAAGCCAAAGAGCCAAAGACUAUGAAGCAAGUGCUUUAGAUGAUUUUAAUGAUAAUGAUAGUUUUCGUUACAACCCAGGUUUCCAAAACAAUUCUCUUUAUAUGGUCGGAUUUAAUGUGGGACAAAAAAGUUUAAUUAACAUGUCAGCUUAUAAAGAUGGUGAACAUGCUUUUGAAAAGCCUGUAUGCACAGGGUCAGAGGAUUUGAGAACCACUGACAGCAGUUAUACUGAUGUAUCUCAGGUUCGAAUAUCCUACAAUGUGUAUAAAGCUGUGUAUGCCAUUGCCCAUGCUCUGCACACUUUUUUGAACUGCGAUUCAGCAGGACCUAGCGGGGGAUUGUGUGAGAAACACAGCUCAUUUUCAAAUGGUCAGUUUCUUCAAUAUCUGAAUAUGGUCAAUUUCACCAACCAGUUUGAUGAGAAAGUAUACUUUGACUCCAAUGGAGAGCCAGUCCCCCUUUAUGACAUUAUUAACUGGCAGAAGGACAGCAAGGAUAAAAUCAGAUUUUUCAAAGUUGGAACAUAUGAUGCUUCAGCACCACAGAGAGAGCAGUUGCAAAUAAGAAAGAACACCAUUGUAUGGACAAAAGGACAGUUACAGGUUCCUAUAUCUCAGUGUAGUGCUCCAUGUCCCCCUGGCAGCAGGCAGGCCACACGCCAAGGAGAGCCCAAAUGCUGCUUUGAUUGUUUGCCCUGUGCAGAUGGAGAGAUCAGCAACCAGACUGGUUCCACUGAGUGCACAAAAUGUCCUGAGUACUUCUGGUCAGACAAAGAAAAAGUGAAAUGUGUUGCAGGGGAAGAAGAAUUCCUCUCUUUCUAUGACACCAUGGGAAUCAUCCUGGUUGCACUCACCCUGCUGGGAUUCUUAUUGACCACCAUCAUCACUAUUGUGUUUCACAGUUUCCGCUAUACACCCAUCGUCAAGGCCAACAAUUCAGAAAUAAGUUUCUUGCUUCUCCUGUCACUCAAGCUCUGUUUCCUGUGUUGUCUGGUGUUUAUUGGUCAGCCGUCUUGGUGGACAUGCAGGCUCCGCCAGGCAGCAUUUGGGAUCAGCUUUGUCCUGUGUUUGUCCUGCCUCCUUGUUAAGACUAUUGUGGUCCUCCUGGCUUUCCGGACUAAUGUACCUGGUUCCAGGGGUCGAAAGUUGUUUGGAACAUCUCAGCAGAGGAUUCUGAUCAUCUGUGCGACAGCUCCUCAGAUUUGUCUCUGUUCUGGCUGGGUGUUGGGAGCACCUCCCUUUCCAUUCAGGAACCCAAACUACCAAGCUUUAACUGGAAAGAUUGUUGUGGAGUGUAAAGAGCCAUGGCCUCCUGGAUUCUACCUGCUCCUUGGUUACAUUGGCCUACUGGCCUUUGUCUGUCUUCUCCUGGCAUUCUUUGGACGAAAGCUACCGGACACAUUCAAUGAAGCAAAGUUCAUCUCCUUCAGCAUGCUGAUUUUCUGGGCUGUGUGGAUUUCUUUCAUUCCAGCUUAUGUCAGCUCUCCUGGGAAAUUUUCUGUGGCAGUGGAAAUAUUUGCUAUCUUAGCAUCCAGUUUUGGAUUGUUACUGUGUAUAUUUGUCCCCAAAUGUUACAUUAUUUUACUGCACCCUGAGAGGAAUAUUAAGAAAGGCAUGACUGGGAAAUAUCCAAGAUGAGCAUUUUGUAUUUUCAGUGUUUUUCAGAGUAAUUAAUAAAGUACUCACAUUUGAAUUUGAAGCUAAAUAAAAUACCAUAUGAGAGAUGUCUUUUUUGUGAUUCUGAAUAGUAUUUUCCUUUUAGGCCUUUUUUAAAAGAAAUAUUUACAGUACAAGUAUUAAAAAGGACAUGUCUAGAAAUGAUGAAAAAUAACAUGAAAUAGGUUAUCAUAAAAUGACAGUACACUGCUGUUAUUGAAUAUCAGUGAUGGGUCAAGGAUAAGGCAAAUAUAAAUAUACAAUUAGAGCUGAGUACUAUCAUAUAAAGAGAAGAGAAGACAAAGACAGCAACAACCAAGAUACAUGAAACCAAAUAUCACAAUCAAACAGGAAAUGAUGAAAAGAGAAAUAAUUAAAAACAGAGACAGGAAGACUAAAACUAUAUCAAUUAUAUAUAUGAACACCGGACUGUAUAGAAAACAUCACCGCAAUGAAAUAGCCAUAGAGUCAGCAAUGGACCAGACCAGAUCUGGUUCUGAGGGCCUCGGGAAUUGUAAAGUUGGAAACUAAGAGACAGAUUCACUGAUGUUUUGCACCAAUACAAACUGAGUUUUGGUGUAAAAAAAAAAAAAGCUACUCUGGCUACUGAAAAAGAGAGCACAUUGAAAAGUGGUUGGAACUCUGAGAUUUUUGCAACUGACCAUCUCACAAACACAUUUCUGGGAGUUUCUUUCUCGAGACCUAAAAUAUAGGGAGGGGAAUAUUUACUAACGUUUGACAUAUGCAAUUUACUCCUAAUCUUGCCAAUAUUUAAUGUGAAAUAAAGCAUGCUGGUUUUUUUACACUUAAUACGAUGGCAGCUACUGUAUUUCUGCACAGAGGAAGCACUGAAAGGAUUUAAGAACUUGUCCUGAGAGUGAGAUUUUUCUCCCUAUCACAGUUGCACUCAUGUCAGUUUAUUUGGAAUGCAAGAUAAAGAUUUGUUUUAAAAAGUGUCAGCUGCACGCUGAUCGGCACUUUCUAUCUGUUUCUCUCUCUCUUCCACUCUCUCUCUCCCCUUCUCUCUCGCCGGGGCGAAACUCACUGUGGGUUCACGCCCUCGGCCCACGCCUUCAGGAAAUGAGACACCUGGGUCUCAUCAAGAUGAUCAGUAUUUAAGCCGGGAGGUGACUGCUGUUCGUUGCUGGAUCGUUGUCGACCACGCGCUAGUGAAAGCCAAGCUACAGCAAGUUAAGCUAAGUGAGAAUGGCAAGAACAGAGGGAUGGCAAUAAUGAUUUUGGACACUAUCCUGAUAAAAAUUCAGGUGUGGGAUGAACAUCAAUCUGAUUAUUGCAUUUACAUUCAAGGUUACAAGGUUAUAGCCAGGCAAACCAUAUGACAAAACCAGAUCCAGAGUGUGUCCAUGUUUAUGUGUGGGACCAACGACAGACUGCAAAACAUUAAAAGCAUCAUGUAGGUUUAAAAAGUCCUUUGACAAUGGCUUAGUAGGACAACACACAUGAAUAUUCAUAAGACCAAGGAUUAAAACUUGUCAUACUUAUUUUCAGCAUUAUUUUAGCCAAGAACUCCUGUUAUAUUUAGGUGGACGGGAAAUCACUGCACAAAGAACAGGAUGACUGCUACCAAGCUCAAACAUAUUCAGUUGAGAACUGGAGAAAGUGACAGGUGACAGCCAAUGUUGGUCAAGUUACUUGAAAAAAGUAAUCAGUAACUAAUUACUGAUU